Molecule: messenger RNA, 1638 nt
Organism: Mangifera indica (mango)
Lineage: Eukaryota; Viridiplantae; Streptophyta; Magnoliopsida; Sapindales; Anacardiaceae
Exons: 2
Coding region: 232-1188 (318 amino acids)
Biological process (GO): telomere maintenance; double-strand break repair via homologous recombination; meiotic DNA integrity checkpoint signaling
Cellular component (GO): site of double-strand break; checkpoint clamp complex; nucleolus
Source: RefSeq, a predicted model, not a curated record
UAUUUACCAUGAAAACCUCAAAUUUAUGCUUAUAGAGAGUCCCAUUUUCACUGGCUUCGGUGUUUCCCUCUUAAUCUUUGGCGCGCGAUUUUUGAAAAGUAAACCCUCUACGCUUAACCCUUAAAUUUCUCAUUUUUCCAUCGAUCAAUGUUUGGUGUAGUUGAAUUUUAGAUUCAAAAGUAAGGAAGUAAGUUCUUUUUCUGAGAAGUGAGGAUAGAGUAAUAGACGGAGAUGAAGUUCAAGGCAUUUCUGACUGAGAAUGGAGUAAGUCUCCUGGAGAGGAGAUUUCUUCCAGCCUUAGACAAAAUGGGGAAAAUAUGCCACCUCUUCCUCACUAGAGAUCAUGCAUUCUUCCUUCACAAUCUUCUCAGUGGUGAUGGGAUUCAAUGCAUUGCACAGUUUCACAAAGAAACUCUAUUCGAUGAUUAUCGCAUCUCAAGCCAGAAUGAGGACCGCAUCGCCUUUGCGGUGGACAUAUCUAUUCUCCAACGUGCAGUCCGCAGCAGUGUCAGCAUUUGUUCUGAAUUUGGCGGAGGUGACUCCACUCCUAAUCGCCUCCAGAUAAAGUUGGUGAAGAAGCUGCCUCCAAAUUGUACACAACCAAUGCCUUUCCUUACAUUUGAAACCAAAGGGUAUAAAUCGGCUGUAAUCCAAGACGUCCCGAUUUCAAAACCAUUGUCAAGGGCUCAAGUUCUUGAGCUUCAAACUGCUCUAGAUAUGGCUCAAGAUUUGCCUCAGACUCUGGUUCAGGUUCCAGAUUUAAAUCAGUUGCAGAAUUAUGUAGACAGGAUGAAGCAUGUUGGAGAUUUACUUAAUGUCUUUAUAAGCAAGUAUGGUGAUCUGCAUGUACAAAUUUCGACGACUCUUAUCAGACUUGGCACUGAGUUCAGAAAAUUGCUGGUUAUUGGAGAGCAAGCUGUUGCUCCAACUGAUGAACAACAUCUCAGUGCUCAGAGCCGAUCAGAGAGAGCAGUUUUGCGGGGAGAUGCUCAGUCUGUACAAGUGAGUGUCAAACAUUUUUCCAAGAGUCUCCAGUGUCACCUGGCAAAGCCAGAUUGUGCAUUCUAUGGGAUUCUUGCACAGGGUGCUUGCUUGACUGUUAUAUUCCAGUUUUUCAUUCCAGGUACACGUCAGACAGAUAAAUCAAUCAGUUUACAUUGCAGACUUCCAGUAAUCAAUCCUGGCUGAUAGCCAACCAGCCCAACCUGGUCCUCUUUAGUGGAAGUUUUGUGAUGAUGUAGUUGCUCGAAGCUAUUCAUUUGACUUAAAAGUUUCUGAAAGUGUUUUUGGGAUGUUUUGCACUUCUUCAUUAAAUGCCCUAUCGUAUGACAUGUUCGGUUUCUAGACUGUUAACAAUGACAUAAAAAUCAGAAGAAAGUACACGUACUUGUUGACUUUGUAUUCCCAUAAAGAAGUGCUGGUUUGCUUCAAUUUAUUUGAGACUGCAGAUUGAGGUCCUGAUGUGUUUUCUGGUAGUUUGCAGGGGAUUGCGUUGAUGUAUGACUUAAAACGUCUGAUUGCCAAGGAGAGUAAUACAGUGGCCGUGUAAACUAUGAAUCUGGAGUCUGUAGACAAUGAAUUAAUUAAAACUUGAAAGCAGCUUCUCCUUACUGAAUUUAGAUAGUUUGCAUAUAGAAA